Molecule: messenger RNA, 1937 nt
Organism: Pseudophryne corroboree (corroboree frog)
Lineage: Eukaryota; Metazoa; Chordata; Amphibia; Anura; Myobatrachidae
Exons: 5
Coding region: 90-752 (220 amino acids)
Source: RefSeq, a predicted model, not a curated record
UGCCAGCAAGAUGAGGAGUGUUGCUCUGGGUUGGUCUGUGCCUGGGGCAGAUGUACCAAGAGUCUAACAGCUGGUAGUGGUGGAACAAAAUGCGAUCCAGCAAAGGACAACUGUGCUCCUGGAUUCUGCUGCUACAAGCCGGAAAUGUAAUCAGUCAGGAAGGAGACUCAGUAAUUAGAAACACAGACACAUGCAGCAGCCUAUAUGCUGAGCAGUACCCCCUGGCAAAUGUGGAUAUUGUAGCCUGCGGAACAGGUGGCAGAGAGGAACGCUGUGGCGUUGGAGUGGCACCCUGUGCAGGGGCGGAUUUGGAUGGAAAACCAGCCCGGGAAAUUUCUGGAGCAAUCCUAAUGGAGAUUUUUACAGCACUUCUAUCCCCGGUGUGCAUGCCAUUUCCAUCCAGAAGAUUGCCGUGUCAGAAUCAGACCAGUGACCUCUUAAAGUUGAUUAACCUUCAUGUAGAUUACAAGUUUGGUCUGGGGCACUGUCCUUGUGCUGAGGGUCUGGUGUGCACCAGUAAAGGAAACCUUAUUUCCACCUGCGAGAGCCCAGAUGAAGUAAUCGAUUUCACAAAUUACAGAGGAGAUUCCCUUUUCCCACCACUGGUCCAUAGAGACGAUGGGUUUAUAUACUAUGAUACGGAUCUCGUUCCAUGGCCUUCCCAGGAUGAAGAGUUAGCCUUUGUAGACAGCCGUAGAGAGCGAGAGGCAGGCAAGAAAUGCAUUGAACAUGCUCAGUGUGGACAUAGGUGAUAAUAUGGAGGAUGAGAGUCUGCAGUUUGACGAUCUUGUAGAUGAAGCAGCUAUUCCAAGUCAGGAGGAUUUCCAAGAACUUAGACAACUUGCAAAUGACAUGGGGCAAUAUUUUGGUCCUGGCCUCUACUAAAUGGUCCCCUUUUAUUGCAUGUUGAUGUCAUUUUUUAGUUUUCUUUUCAGAAUAAAAUAGUUUUAAUAAUAGUGAUAAAUAUAAAGACAAUCCUAACCUUGUGAUCACUGAUUAUAUUUUAGGCACAUAAUGCAAAAAUGCAAGUCUUGUCCAUUUCACAUAUGACAUGAUAAUGGUUAAGGACUUGGAGGAAUACAUUCUCAACCAAUAGCCAUGUUUUGGCAUCUUUAAGUGUUAUAACACAGAACAGCAAUUUAUUUAAGAAGAUACUCAAAACUACAUAUGCAAAUGCCUUUUUAGCUUAUCUGACAUCGGGAUCCGGUCUUUAGGUCGACAGUAAGUAGGUCGACAAUGUUUUGGUCGACCACUAUUGGUCGACAGUAAGUAGGUCAACAUGUUCUAGGUCGACAGGUCAAAAGGACGACAGGAGGUUUUUUUAAAAAAAUUACUUUUUCAUACUUUACGAUCCACGUGGACUACAAUUGUGAACGGUAACCUGUGCUGAGCAAAGCGAGCUAUGCGAGGGGACACGGUGCACUAAUUGGGGUUCCCGGUCAUUGUCACAUGUCGACCUAAAGACCCUGUCGACCUACCAUCCCUGUCGACCAGUAGUGGUCGACCCAAGCACUGCCAACCUACUUACUGUCGACCUUACAUACCACACCCAUUAAUUAACAUUAACUUCCCCACAAUGUAGUAAUAAAAUAGUAUUUCCCCCAUGAGAAUUAUCAGCGUUAUCUAUCUCUUUAUGCAAUACAUAAUGAUUGUCCUUAUUAUGGGUCUGAUUCACACUCACUGCCCAUGUCGGAUGCAGUUUGUUUUUCUACUGUGCAUGUGUUUAAGUGCACACAGAGGGCCGUAUUCAGAGAUGGACACAGCCACUGCAUUCGCACAGCGUCUGCAGUGCGCGUGUGCGAUAAAUCUUUAUGCAUGAGUGACAGGCAGCAGGCGUCCGGGGGCGGACGAUGCAGCGUUGGGGGGAGUGCACCAGGAAAUGCAUGUCAUGGCUAAUUUUGGGGCUGGCCGAUGAUGUCACCUGCGUUUCCUGUGAU